Amphimedon queenslandica is the source of this 3120-nucleotide messenger RNA. Its product is annotated as ankyrin-3-like. Gene Ontology annotation, molecular function: protein binding. Lineage: Eukaryota; Metazoa; Porifera; Demospongiae; Haplosclerida; Niphatidae. The transcript has a single exon. The record is from RefSeq and is a predicted model, not a curated record. The annotation marks the transcript as partial.
AUUGUAGAGUAUUUGACAUCUCUUCCUCAAAUUAAUUAUACAAAAGAUUCUUGGGGUAGAACAAGCCUCCAUUUUGCAGCGGAAUUUGGGCAAGAACAUAUUGUCAAGUAUCUUGUUGAAUCAUGCAAUCAUGAUAUUAAUGUAGAGGAUAAGUAUGGCAAUACUCCACUGUAUAUGGCAUGUAUUUAUAAUCACUUACCAGUAGUAGAGUAUUUAACAGGACAACCAAACUGUAACAUUAAUAGUAAUAAUGAGAGACACCCUCUACUAGCAGCAGCAGAUAAAGAACAUUUAGAAAUAGUGAAGCAUCUCAUUGAAUCUACUGACUGUGGUAUUAAUGCUAAAGGGAGGGAUGGCUUAACUCCAUUACAUGUGGCAUGUUUGAAUCGUAAUUUUGAAACUGUUCAAUUUCUUACCAGUUCUAGUGAAUGCAAUAUAGAAGCUGAAGAUAAUGAUCAAGAUAGACCACUCCAUUUAGCAUGUCGAUCAGGGAAUUUAGACAUUGUACGUCAUCUUGUGAUUGAUAAACAUUGUGAUGUUAAUGCUAAAGGGAGGAAUGGCUAUACACCAUUACAUAUGGCAUGUUUGAAUCGUAAUUUUGAAACUGUUCAAUUUCUUACCAGUUCUACUGAAUGCAAUAUAGAAGCUGAAGAUAAUGAUCAAGAUAGACCACUCCAUUUAGCAUGUCGAUCAGGGAAUUUAGACAUUGUACGUCAUCUUGUGAUUGAUAAACAUUGUGAUGUUAAUGCUAAAGGGUGGGAUGGCUUAACUCCAUUACAUGUGGCAUGUUUGAAUCGUAAUUUUGAAACUGUUCAAUUUCUUACCAGUUCUAGUGAAUGCAAUAUAGAAGCUGAAGAUAAUGAUCAAGAUAGACCACUCCAUUUAGCAUGUGGAUCAGGGAAUUUAGACAUUGUACGUCAUCUUGUGAUUGAUAAACAUUGUGAUGUUAAUGCUAAAGGGUGGGAUGGCUUAACUCCAUUACAUGUGGCAUGUUUGAAUCGUAAUUUUGAAACUGUUCAAUUUCUUACCAGUUCUAGUGAAUGCAAUAUAGAAGCUGAAGAUAAUGAUCAAGAUAGACCACUCCAUUUAGCAUGUGGAUCAGGGAAUUUAGACAUUGUACGUCAUCUUGUGAUUGACAAACACUGUGAUGUUAAUGCUAAAGGGAGGGAUGGCUAUACGCCAUUACAUUAUGCAUGUGAAAAGGGUCAUUUUGAAAUGGCUAAAAUUUUAACUGAUCAUUCACAAUGUAAUACUGAAGCUGAAAGCAAUUCUAAUGACAGACCACUACACAAAGCAUGUGAAUCAGGAAAUUUAGACAUUGUACCUCAUCUUGUGAUUGAUAAACACUGCAAUGUUAAUGCUAAAGGGAGGAAUGGCUAUACACCAUUACAUGCGGCAUGUUUAAAUGGUAAUUUUGAAACUGUUCAAUUUCUUACCAGUUCUACUGAAUGCAAUAUAGAAGCUGAAGAUAAUGAUCAAGAUAGACCACUCCAUUUAGCAUGUCGAUUAGGGAAUGUAGACAUUGUACGUCAUCUUGUGAUUGAUAAACACUGUUAUGUUAAUGCUAAAGGGUGGCAUGAUUAUACUGCAUUACAUUAUGCAUGUGGGAAGGGUCAUUUUGAAAUUGUUAAAAUUCUGACUAAUCAUCCACAAUGUAAUAUUGAAGCUGAGGACAUUCUUAAUGACAGACCAAUACACAAAGUAUAUGAAUCUGGAAAUGUAGACAUUGUACGUCAUCUUGUGGUUGACAAACACUGUGAUGUUAAUGCGAAAAGAGGGAAUGGCUAUACACCAUUACAUUAUGCAUGUGAAAAGGGCCACUUUGAAAUUGUUAAAAUUCUGACUAAUCAUCCACAAUGUAAUCUUGAAGCUAAGGACAUUCUUAAUGACAGACCACUACACAAAGCAUAUGAAUCUGGAAAUGUAGACAUUGUACGUCAUCUUGUGGUUGACAAACACUGUGAUGUUAAUGCGAAAAGAAGGAAUGGCUAUGCACCAUUACAUUAUGCAUGUGAAGAGGGUCACUUUGAAAUUGUUAAAAUUCUAACUAAUGAUCCACAAUGUAACAUUGAAGCUAAAAGUUAUUGUAAUAGAAGGCCAUUAGAUUUAGCUUUUCGUCAUAAACCUCCUACUAAAAGUCAUAUCGACAUUGUCGAUUAUCUCAUUGAUGUUAAAGGUUGUGAUACUCAGGGUAUUGAUAGGAAGGCUACUAAUUUUCUUCAUAUUCGUCAAUCCAGUGGUAUAGCAUUAUUACGUGUUGUUAAGUGUAUAUUGACAGGUCCUCCUGGUGCUGGUAAGAGUACAUUGAAGAAGAGACUCCUCAAUCAAUCUCUUGAUACAGGUCCUUCUCUUAGUACUGGUGUAAUUGAUGCAGCUGUACAAGUUAAUUCAUUUCGUAAACUAUCACAGCACAAUGCAGUAGUGACCACAGAAUGGAAGGAACAGGAACUUGAUGAAGAAGCUAUACUGAUCACUAAGAAACUAUUACCAGCAAACAACACUUCAGACGAAAGCACUAGACCUACUCAGUCUACUUUAUUCAUUGAAAAUACAAGAACUUCAUCAUUUGAAAAAAAAUCAAGAUCACCAGAAGAAAUAGGCCUGUCUGAUCAACAUGAUAAUGUACCAAGUGUUACAUCUUCACCUACUUUCAUGCACUCUCAAGUAAUUGAUACCACAAGUUAUAAUGAAAAAAGCUCAGAUAUGGAGCAUGAGAAUAUAGCUGAUUCAUGCGGAGCACCUGUCAAUUGUGAGGAGGAAGAAACCAAAACUGAUACUGAAGUGCAAAACAGCAGCAGUUCAGUAAUAAAAGGAUUUUCGGAUUUUUUAUCAAAGAUACCUGUUAGAAAAAGAGAAGAAUACGAGAGGAAGUUUGAAGAAGAAAAAGAUGACAAUCACACAAUGUUACACAUUAUUGAUACUGGAGGACAACCUGAGUUUCAUGAAAUAUUACCAGCUCUUAUAACUGGCCCAGCUAUUAAUCUACUGGUAUUCAAACUAACUGAAAAUUUAAGGAGCCGCUAUGAAAUAAUCUAUCGAACCUCUGCUGGUGAUUCUAAACCUUAUGAAACCUCAUUGACACAUGAAGAAGUGAUAUUCCGUUCACUAGCAAGCAUAGCU